Messenger RNA from Aspergillus eucalypticola CBS 122712, 1724 nucleotides. Its product is annotated as histidine phosphatase family protein. The record is from RefSeq and is a predicted model, not a curated record. Gene Ontology annotation, molecular function: acid phosphatase activity. The coding region runs from base 152 to 1591 and encodes 479 amino acids. NCBI's taxonomy places the organism in Eukaryota, Fungi, Ascomycota, Eurotiomycetes, Eurotiales, Aspergillaceae. Gene Ontology annotation, cellular component: fungal-type cell wall. The transcript is spliced from 4 exons.
AGCAGCUCACAGAUGCAUGCUGAACCGCACAAUCUCCGAUCGCCGGGUAUAAAAGGUCCUCCAAACCCCUCCCGGUCGAUAUGUACCCCGCUCGUCAUCUCCUAUCCUCUCGAGAGCACCUUCUCCAGCUUUUGUCAAUUGUACCUUCGCAAUGCCUCGCACCUCUCUCCUCACCCUGGCCUGUGCUCUGGCCACGGGCGCAUCCGCUUUCUCCUACGGCGCUGCCAUUCCUCAAUCAACCCAGGAGAAGCAGUUCUCUCAGGAGUUCCGCGAUGGCUACAGCAUCCUCAAGCACUAUGGUGGUAACGGACCCUACUCCGAGCGUGUGUCCUACGGUAUCGCUCGCGAUCCCCCGACCAGCUGCGAGGUCGAUCAGGUCAUCAUGAUCAAGCGUCACGGAGAGCGCUACCCGUCCCCUUCAGCCGGCAAGGACAUCGAAGAGGCCCUGGCCAAGGUCUACAGCAUCAACACUACUGAAUACAAGGGCGACCUGGCCUUCCUGAACGACUGGACCUACUACGUCCCUAAUGAGUGCUACUACAACGCCGAGACCACCAGCGGUCCCUACGCCGGUCUGCUGGACGCGUACAAUCAUGGCAACGAUUACAAGGCUCGCUACGGCCACCUCUGGAACGGCGAGACGGUCGUGCCCUUCUUUUCUAGUGGCUACGGACGUGUCAUCGGGACGGCCCGCAAGUUCGGUGAGGGUUUCUUUGGCUACAACUACUCCACCAACGCUGCCCUCAACAUCAUCUCCGAGUCCGAGGUCAUGGGCGCGGACAGCCUCACGCCCACCUGUGACACCGACAACGACCAGACCACCUGCGACAACUUGACCUACCAGCUGCCCCAGUUCAAGGUCGCUGCUGCCCGCCUAAACUCCCAGAACCCCGGCAUGAACCUCACCGCAUCCGAUGUCUACAACCUGAUGGUUAUGGCCUCCUUUGAGCUCAAUGCUCGUCCCUUCUCCAACUGGAUCAACGCCUUUACCCAGGACGAAUGGGUCAGCUUCGGCUACGUUGAGGAUUUGAACUACUACUACUGCGCUGGUCCCGGUGACAAGAACAUGGCUGCUGUGGGUGCCGUCUACGCCAACGCCAGUCUCACCCUCCUGAACCAGGGACCCAAGGAAGCCGGCUCCUUGUUCUUCAACUUUGCCCACGACACCAACAUCACCCCCAUCCUCGCCGCCCUAGGCGUCCUCAUCCCCAACGAGGACCUGCCUCUUGACCGGGUCGCCUUCGGCAACCCUUACUCGAUCGGCAACAUCGUGCCCAUGGGUGGCCAUCUGACCAUUGAGCGUCUCAGCUGCCAGGCCACCGCCCUCUCGGAUGAGGGUACCUACGUGCGUCUGGUGCUGAACGAGGCUGUGCUCCCCUUCAACGACUGCACCUCCGGACCGGGCUACUCCUGCCCUCUGGCCAACUACACCUCCAUCCUGAACAAGAAUCUGCCCGACUACACGACCACCUGCAACGUGUCUGCGUCCUACCCGCAGUAUUUGAGCUUCUGGUGGAACUACAACACCACGACGGAGCUGAACUACCGCUCUAGCCCUAUUGCCUGCCAGGAGGCUGAUGCUAUGGACUAGAUGCAGAGGGGUAGGACCGGGAUACUUUAGUGAUGAUUGAUAUUCAAGUUUGGUGGUGACGAUCACCUUGUUAAUAUUCUUGUACAGUCAUGCGGUGAAUGUAAAUAAUGAUAAUAGCAAUGAUACAUAUUGG